Aspergillus calidoustus is the source of this 1038-nucleotide messenger RNA. The record is from the annotation of a GenBank genome assembly. Lineage: Eukaryota; Fungi; Ascomycota; Eurotiomycetes; Eurotiales; Aspergillaceae.
AUGCAUAUACUGUUAGUGAACGAUGAUGGACCACCCUCUCGGCGAUUGUCCCCAUAUGUCCGGCCGCUCGUCAACACCCUCCAAGAUGCAGGCCAUCUCGUCUCAGUGGCCAUCCCCGCCGCCUCACGCUCCUGGAUCGGCAAAGCGCAUAUCAUCGAAGCCCCGUUGAAAGCUACCUACGUGCCCCCCAACGCCUUCCGAAACGACGGGACCUGGGACGAGACAUAUACCCCUUCAGAGCAAGAAAAACAAGAUCAAGCUCAAGGGAAAUCAGAACCCGAAUGGGUCGUUCUCACCAACGGCACCCCCGCCAGCUGCGUGCAACUCGGCCUCUUCAAUCUCUUCACCGACCGUCCCCCUGUUGACCUCGUAAUCUCAGGCCCCAAUCACGGCCGCAAUGCCUCAACCAUCUACAACCUCGCCUCUGGAACCGUAGGCGGCGCCCUCGAGGCCGCAACGUGCGGGAAGCGUGGGAUUGCCGUUUCCUUCGGGAGCAAGGACGAGCAGCCGAUGGAGAUAAUUCAGGCUGCUGCGCGAUUGGCUGUGAAAAUCAUCCACCAUCUAUACAAGAACUGGGAUGAGCGCGUGGAGCUGUACAACCUAAAUAUCCCCAUGCGCGAAGACGUGGAGAGCAGACCCGUGCUCUACACGCGGACGCUACCGUACUACUGGUCCCACGGUUGCCUAUAUGCCGAGGUUGAGAAGCCGGAAACGAAUGGCAUCAAUGGAACGACGAAUGGUCAUCACGCUCAGAACGGGGAUACCCUCUCCAACGGCGUCAACGGUGUCAAUGGCGUAACCAACGGAGUGCCGGCAGCAGCAACCACCAACGGCGUCAAGCCCACCACUACCACCACGACCUCCUUGCGGCAGCGCGACUUCAAAUGGUCCGCCCAGCUGACAGACAUGAAAAAGGCCCUGCAGGCCAGUGAAGAGGGCACAGACGCACAUACCGUGUUGAACGGAAGCACCAGUGUCACACCUCUUUGCGCAAAUUUCGGUUACGUGCCUGGGUUCGGAGGGCCCUUGAACCUCUGA